GUAUCGUCCGCGUGGUGUACGAUAACGAAUCAUCGUUUUAAAUCUGCGAAUCGCUACCUUUUUUUUUCCUUCUCACAUUCAACUCGCAUUCUUUCUCAUUUCUAUACUACGCUCGUCGUCGGCUUUUUUUUCUCUAAUUUUUUCAAUAAUCGUGUAUUAUACGAUGAGUGGUAUGUCGUCGAUGAUAUAAUUCGUUAACGUAUUAAUUACCUCUACAUGCCAUACACAUGUACGUUGUUUUUUUCACGACGAAAAAAUUGAUCAAUUUUUAAAUGAUAAAGUGUUCAUCGAUGCAGUGUAAAUUUUAAUCGUAUAUUGGUAUCAAACUAAACAAUUUUCGUGAAUCGUGUACUUAAAUAACGUUUUAAAAUUUUUAAUUAAUUAAUUAACGUAUAAGUUAAUAAAUAUUCGCGAAUUUGAUGAUAUACGAUGAUAUAGUUCCAUGUGUUUAAAUGAGCCUGUAAUCGCCACCCCCUCUGACGCGAUCAAAUUUCAUUUUGAUAUGGUGUGGAGGCAAGAGUGCACCCUGAUGCCUCCCUCAUCCGAAGACCAAUUUAAUAACGAACUCUACACCAGAUGCUUGGAGUUAUUGCAACAAUACCACGGAAAAUUGGUAACCACCGCGUGUCCUGUAAUUUUAUGCUCCGCUCUGCCCACUCACCAUCGUUCCAACAAAUCCUUAAGGAAUCCGUUCAAAGUUAUCGUUUUGGACGACGUCGCCGACGGCACGAAAGUCACCGUUAGUGCCGGCAACGACGAAAAUUGUUGCGCCGAAAUCAAAAACUACGUCGCUUAUAUCAAAGAUCAAGUGGCCGUUUUUAACGAUAUCAGAUUUAUCGGAAGAAGUGGAAGAGGCAAAACAUUCAGCCUUUCAAUCAUCGUUCAUUCGACUCCCCUUCAAAUGGGAACCUACAGCAAAGCAAUCAAAGUUACCGUAGAUGGACCAAGAGAACCAAGAUCUAAAAACAGUUUCGCGUACUAUCCGGGACAACAUCCGUUGCUAUUCGGAGCAUAUCCUAUGUCACAUUUACAAUGGCUGGACCCGUCCUACGUGAACGCAAUAUCAGCCGAGUACUUAAUGAAUAAUCAUUUAAUGGCGUUUAGUAAUCAUCAACCAACGCCUGCACCGCAAUUUGGUUUACAUAAUGGUUAUUCGCAAUAUCCAACCGCAGCCUUUCCAGGCAACGUACCACCAUCAGUGAAUCACAGCCUACACGAGCUUCGUUUACCGUUACCACCGCCUCCGCCUUUGACGUCAAACACGACGCCAGCCAAUUUCCACCCUUUGGACGCCCUAUCUACCAGAUACCUGUUACCAUUUAGCAAAUCAUCGCCUGUCUCCACCGUAACCAGCGACGAAACCAGCGAAACGGACGAGCACGCGGUGCAAAGCUCCGAAGACACCAUAUCGGUGAAAUCAGCCUUCCAACAGGUCAAAUCAUCCAAAGAUCAUUUAUCUGGCGAGAAACGCAGCAUAUGCAGUAUCGAUAAUAAACCACCACUCGAGAAACGUAUCCGUCUAGAGACUUGCGACUCUACCAGAACUAGUCCGGUUGAUCUCAGAUCAGAAUCUUCGACUCCGUCGCCAUCUCGCGAUAGGCAUACCACAGAGAAACAGAUCAAAGCUAAACCGAAAGUUUGGCGGCCAUAUUGAAAGCUUGUGCGAUGCUGCUGGCUAUGGAAAUCAAACGAAUGUACUACCGGUGCUAUAAUUUACUAUGUACAAGAGACAACUCUAAUGCUGUUCUUAUAUUAGAGGAGAACUUCGUGGUGGAGAGUCUGUUGUCCCUUUGCCAAAGGGUGAAAUGAUGUCGAAAGUCUCAAACUUAGAGAGGAUGCUUUUCACGUGAAAUCAGAUGUAUACUUACUAUACAGGUCAGAAAAUGCGUAGUUGUGUUUUUUAUAUGCGAUUAUAACGAGUAGAUGAGUCGUCUUCGUAAAUUCUUUUUUCUCUACUUUUGUUCUUUUGUAUUACGAAUGAUUUUUUUUCUGUUGGUUCUUUUAUGGUAAUUUUUUUGUAACUAUUUGAUACGCGAGAAUUUCGGUGUGUUUGAGGCUUUAAUAUUAUAGAGGUUAGAAUUUGUAUGGGUAAUGUGUUUUAGGCCUAUUAUAAUUUUUUUUUGAUGAGCUCACUUUUCAAAAAUUCACUAUUUGUUAACAUUGAACUUCUGCGUUUGCUUAUCUAUUAAAAUUCAGAUGAAAAGAUUUAAAAUUCUGAUAUCACCUCUCUAAAAACUAAAUCAAUUAAUCAAUAGAAUUGAACAAGAAUAUAGACAACCGAACUACACGUAUUAUCACCCACCUUCAAAAUUAUCAAAAUUCCAAUACAAAUAUUUCCUUCAGAGCAGAAAAGAACCUAUGUUAUUGGUGGGAAAGAGGAGAGGAGUAGAAAUUACUAAUGGUAAACCUUGAAUUCCUCGCAAAAAAAAUCAAUUUUUCAAAACAAAAUAUUUGUUUAAUCACUGAGCAAUUUUUUCAAAAAUUUGAUACUUUAAAACCAAUUUUAUUUCAAUUCGAAAAUCAAUUUCGCCAACACCGAAAAAACACGUCCCUUAAUUUCGUUAGGUUCGAUUCUGUCUCUUGAAAAAUGAUCGAUUUGCAUCAACACUAAUUUUCUCAACCCUCGAAUUAUUUUUCUGAAUAAUAUGAUAAAAAUGAGAGACAAUUUUUGGCUCGAAUAUUUUGAAUCUUAAUCAUUGCUUUUUUGAUUUAAUAUGAUUAUAGGUUUUUUCAUUUAUAGACUAGGCCUAUUUAAAAAAGAAUUAUGAGCAUUUUAAAUUUUUCUCGUGUUUAUUUUUCUAUUUAUGUCGUAUGUAGACCUAAUACGUACCUAUAGACCUGAACACACGUUUUUUUAGUCGUUUUCUUUUUUCAUUCGUUUACUCGUGUACUUUUUUCAUCCAAUUUUAUUUUUUCUUCCUUAUCUUUCUUGUACUUCUUUUUUAUGUAUUUUUUUUUCUUUCUUUUCUCCCACCUAACAUAAAAUCAAAUCUAUGUCCAUUUUUUUCUUUUUUUCUUUUAAAGUUUACCAAUGAUUGUAUAAGAUGAUUUUUUUCCUAUUUCUCUAUAUAAUGAUUUUGUUAAUUAGUUUUUAAAAUUUUAGAUGGCGUAAGCGUGCAAAAUACCAAUUGUGAUAAUGUUAUUAAGUAAA
Molecule: messenger RNA, 3151 nt
Organism: Planococcus citri (citrus mealybug)
Lineage: Eukaryota; Metazoa; Arthropoda; Insecta; Hemiptera; Pseudococcidae
Product: segmentation protein Runt-like
Exons: 4
Coding region: 443-1654 (403 amino acids)
Biological process (GO): regulation of DNA-templated transcription
Cellular component (GO): nucleus
Molecular function (GO): ATP binding; RNA polymerase II cis-regulatory region sequence-specific DNA binding; DNA-binding transcription factor activity, RNA polymerase II-specific
Source: RefSeq, a predicted model, not a curated record